GGGAAGUAGUUUGAAAUGUUCAGGGUUACCUCUCACGGUGCACACCUUCAGGACACAAUUGUCCACGUAUUCCGUAAAUACAGCUUGUCUGUGGAUGAGGUGUAUACGAAAUCGCUCUUAAACACCCUGAGCCAAAAAAGUUUGAAAUUACCACCGUCUUCUGAAACACGCACUCUGGAAAGCACAAAUAAUUUAACCGAAGGUCUACCAGAUACUAAGGCUUUUAGCGUACGUAAAACUCGUCAGUUUCCUAAGUGUAAUCAGGAGAAAAAUUUUGAGAAACCAUUACGUGAGUUAACGCUUCGUCACACCAAUUGUGAUACUUUAAAGACUCCACUUCGAACGUCCAAUAAUUUGCUUCGUAAAGUUCUAGAAACCCGAAAAUCCACCCAAUCUUUGCCGUGUAACGAUAAAUUGCCACAAAAACAAAUAAAAGCCUACUUAAACCCUAGCCAAACACCAAAAGAGAGCAUAGAUAUAUUAUCGCAAUGGUUUAAAGAGUUAGAGUUGGACGAGCUGGUUCAUGUGCCGCUAUCUUCUGCUAAUCUUGCCGCCUACAUCCCAAGUUGUUUUACCCUGUCACAACUAGUGAAACUAGGUGUUAAUUUAUCCAGAGUUGAAGCUGUUCCAGGUGUUGCAAAUAUGUUGAUGAAGCUUGAUUUUCAUAAUGAUAUUGAACCUAUACUAUGGCAACUUUCAGACUUUGGAUUUCAACCUAAACAAAUUGCUCGGAUUAUUACGGCGUUCCCAAAAUUACUUAAAUUACCACUGUGCGAAAUCAGUGCACGAUUAACUUAUUUUACAGACAGGAAAGUUUCGCCUACAGAUGUUGUAACAGUGAUAUGUCAAAUUCCUAAUAUACUCGAAAAACCGCCCAUCGAAAUAGAUAAAAAUCUUGGUCAAAUCAAGUCACUCAUACAGUUAAAAAAUUCAGAGAUUGUCAAGGUAAUCACGACGGAGCCUAAAAUCAUUAUACACCCAUUACCAAAAAUUAAGGAUGUUUUUGUUGUUCUGUCAAAAAUGAUGGGAUUUUCACAGUCAGUUAUACAUGAAUUAAUUCUUACUAGCCCGAAGUUAUUGAUAACAGAACGUCAACAUCUGUCAGACAACUUCAAAAUUAUGCACUGGCAUCUUAAUCUUCCAGUUGAUCUCAUACGGAUAUGGCCAGAAGCUUUAUCUGCAGCACCGCACUUACUACAUCAACGAUGCACAUUUCUCGUGCGUCGAAAGUUGUUUCAGCCAGAUCCAACCAAACCCCUAUAUACACCUCUCAGUUCUAUAGUUUUACAAGACGACGAUGAGUUUUGUCAAAAAUACGGAUUUACUACAGAAGAGGAUUACGACAAUUUUCUGCGAACUCUGUGA
Molecule: messenger RNA, 1365 nt
Organism: Schistosoma spindalis
Lineage: Eukaryota; Metazoa; Platyhelminthes; Trematoda; Strigeidida; Schistosomatidae
Source: the annotation of a GenBank genome assembly